AUAAUGGAUCUAACACUCCAUCACACACACAUCUACACAUGUUUCACAAAUAUCAUUAAUAAAAGUUCACUAAUGGAACAAUCAACUAAUAUCAAUUACAUACAUCCUUCAUUCGUUAAUGAAAAACGUCUGUUAUUGGUGUCAGUCUGAAUUUGAGAAUACUUCAAUACUCAUAGAAAAAUGACUCCAAACACGUAUCUUGGAAAUAAUUACGUUGAUAAAACUUUUCAAACUGCUCUGCUACCGUUAAAUCUUCUGCAAUACAUAUCAUUUCUUUCUAAGUUUACCAUUCGGAAUAAUUUCAUUCAUCCUAAGGGAUACAUUUACUUUUCUAUGUCAUUUUGUUUUGUUUGCAUAUUGAUAUACGCUCAUUUCGCGCAUACAAAGCUCGAUUGGCUAUUCGAAAGUUCUAUGUACUUUAAUACGAUAUAUUUUGCAAUGGUUUUCAAUUUCGUAUCCUAUUCCUGCGAUGGCAUCUUGUUGUAUGUCAGUCACAUCUACAGCAGUAAGUAUGCUGUAGAGUUUGUGUUGAAAAUCCAGAAAACUAUUAAUACUUUUAGAUUCGUCUCCAAAAAUAACUUCAAAGUUUGGAAACGUGGCAACUGGAUCUACGUAGGGGGAAUCUACUUCAUCUAUUUCAUUAUCGGCUUGUUAAUUAAAGAAGUUAUACAAGAAUGUGAUAAGAAUCAAACGAGCCAAGUUCAGUAA
This is a messenger RNA of Bicyclus anynana (squinting bush brown), 708 nucleotides long. RefSeq lists its product as uncharacterized. The record is from RefSeq and is a predicted model, not a curated record. NCBI's taxonomy places the organism in Eukaryota, Metazoa, Arthropoda, Insecta, Lepidoptera, Nymphalidae. Bases 181 to 708 code for a protein of 175 amino acids. The transcript has 2 exons.